AUGCCGCUGGGGCUGAAGCCCACCUGCAGCGUGUGCCGCAGCACGUCCUCCUCCAUGUGGAAGAAGGGCGGUCAGGGCGAGAUCCUGUGUAACAACUGCACGGCCCGCUCCGCGCCGCCCGGGCCCGCCGCCUUCGCCACCACCUCGGCCGCCGCUCAGCACAGCAACGGCGGCGGCGGCGGCGGGAAGCAGAGCAAGCAGGAGAUCCACCGGCGGUCAGCGCGGCUGAGGAACACCAAGUACAAGUCGGCGCCCGCCGCGGAGAAGAAGGUUUCCACGAAGGGCAAGGGGAGGAGGCACAUCUUUAAGUUGAAAAACCCCAUCAAGGCUCCCGAGUCUGUAUCCACUAUAAUUACAGCAGAAUCAAUCUUUUAUAAGGGUGUAUACUAUCAAAUUGGAGAUGUUGUUUCAGUGGUUGAUGAGCAGGAUGGAAAAACAUACUACGCUCAGAUCCGUGGGUUUAUUCAGGACCAAUACUGUGAAAAGAGUGCUGCGCUAACCUGGCUUAUUCCUACGCAAGCCAGCCCCAAAGACUGUUUUGACCCAGCAUCCUAUAUCAUAGGACCAGAAGAAGAUCUCCCAAGGAAAAUGGAAUAUUUAGAAUUUGUUUGUCAUGCACCUUCGGAAUAUUUCAAAUCUCGAUCGUCUCCCUUCCCUACUGUUCCUACAAGACCAGAGAAGGGCUAUAUAUGGACUCAUGUGGGACCUACUCCUGCAAUCUCCAUUAAGGAAACUGUUACCAAUAAUUUAUAAUUUUUUAAAGGAAUACUUCGGACGAGUUAUUUUGGGUGUAUUCUCAGGUCUGUGAACCCCAUACAAGAAGCUUAAAAAAAUUAUAAAAUGUUCAUUUUACUUUAUGGAUUACGGUAUUUAUUUAUUUUUAAAUUAGAUCUUUAAAGUGGAAGUUUCUUUCCAUUUGAUGCGUCAUUUCUGUGCUCUGUUCUUCAGACAUUAUUGCUCAUUUUGGGACAAACCCACAAGUUUCAUGUCAUCUUCGAUUUUGGUGAGCAAAUAAUUGACUUCUGAAAGUUGCCUUUAGUGUUCUCAUUUUCUAACUUAUUUUCCAGAAAAGGAGUUAAAAGACAUACUCUAAGUCAUCCAGCACUUUAUAUGCUUGUUUAAUUUAGUUAACUGUGACUGCAGUUUUUGUUUACUUCUUAAAUAUUUUAAGAUUAGCUUCAAAUAAACACCAGACUUGGUCAGUGAUGCAGUUAACAGUUUUCUAUUACACUGGAGAGGAGUGAUCUACUUAGAUUUCUCUUCUUCAGACUAAAACCUAAUCAUCUGCAAGACAGUACUCUAUUUAACCUUUUAAGGGAAUUUUGUUCAGCUGAAUCUAAAACAUGGGCUUAUGUAUGUAGCUUCCUGCUAAACUUUACUUAUAGAAGGGGAUAAAUUUCUUGGAAAGCUGGAUGCAGAUUUAAAAAUUAAUGUUAUUUGGCUUUGCCAUCCUGGCAUCAUCAUGGCAGAAAUGUAUCUUCAUUUCCUGAGCAAGCCAACGCUGAUGUAUGAUUUGAGUUUCACGUUGUUACUAUUUGUGUGUUAGCUUGGUCUCUUAAAAUUAAUUUUAAAUUAUUUUUUCAGUCUUUGCAAUUAAUGAUGGUAAGAAGAAAAUCCUCAAGCAAUUCAAAUGAAAAAAACAUUUGCUAAGGGAAAUAAAGCCUAAUUUUAUAUAUUGA
Molecule: messenger RNA, 1679 nt
Organism: Gavia stellata (red-throated loon)
Lineage: Eukaryota; Metazoa; Chordata; Aves; Gaviiformes; Gaviidae
Gene: GATAD1
Product: GATA zinc finger domain containing 1
Exons: 5
Coding region: 1-753 (250 amino acids)
Biological process (GO): regulation of DNA-templated transcription; chromatin organization
Cellular component (GO): nucleus
Molecular function (GO): sequence-specific DNA binding; zinc ion binding
Source: RefSeq, a predicted model, not a curated record